Molecule: messenger RNA, 1763 nt
Organism: Engraulis encrasicolus (European anchovy)
Lineage: Eukaryota; Metazoa; Chordata; Actinopteri; Clupeiformes; Engraulidae
Gene: gad1a
Product: glutamate decarboxylase 1a
Exons: 16
Coding region: 1-1746 (581 amino acids)
Biological process (GO): GABA biosynthetic process
Cellular component (GO): presynaptic active zone; cytoplasm
Molecular function (GO): glutamate decarboxylase activity; pyridoxal phosphate binding
Source: RefSeq, a predicted model, not a curated record
AUGGCGACGUCGACUCCUUCCUCUUCUGGCGACGCUCCGGAUCCCAACUCGACAAAUUUACGACCGCCAUCCUCAAGUUACGACUGGAGUGGGGUUGCACAUGGAUGCACGAGGAAACUGAGCAUGAAAAUAUGUGGGUUUCUGCAGAAGAACAAUAACUUGGAGGAGAAGAGCAGCGUGGUCUCCAAUGAACAGCCAACCUCCAAUGAGCCAGACGUGCGCUUCAGACGCGCCGAGACGGACUUCUCCAACCUCUUUGCCAGGGACCUGCUGCCGGCCAAGAACGGCGAGGAGCCCACGCUGCAGUUCCUGCUGGAGGUGGUGGAGAUCCUGACGGCCUACGUGAGGAAGACCUUCGACAGGAGCACCAAGGUGCUGGACUUCCACCACCCGCACCAGCUGCUGGAGGGCCUGGAGGGCUUCAACCUGGAGCUGUCGGAGCAGCCCGAGUCACUCGAGCAGAUACUGGUGGACUGCAGGGACACGCUGAAAUACGGAGUCAGGACGGGGCACCCACGCUUUUUCAACCAGCUAUCGUCAGGCCUGGACAUUAUCGGACUAGCGGGGGAAUGGCUAACCUCAACGGCUAACACCAACAUGUUCACGUAUGAGAUCGCUCCAGUGUUUGUGCUGAUGGAGCAGAUUACUCUGAGGAAGAUGAGGGAGAUCGUGGGCUGGCCCAACGGGGAGGGAGACGGCAUCUUCUCACCAGGGGGCGCCAUCUCCAACAUGUACAGUGUGAUGGUGGCGCGUUAUAAGCACUACCCGGACAUCAAGACCAAAGGCAUGGCCGCCGCCCCCAGACUGGUCAUCUUCACCUCGGAACACAGUCAUUACUCCAUAAAGAAAGCCAGCGCUGCGCUGGGGUUUGGGACGGAAAACCUCAUUCUUCUCAGUACAGAUGAGAGAGGGAGAGUGAUCCCAGCGGAUCUGGAGGCAAAGGUCAUUGCUGCUAAGCAGAAGGGAUACGUGCCUAUGUUUGUGAACGCCACUGCCGGCUCUACAGUGUAUGGAGCGUUUGAUCCCAUCAACGACAUCGCAGACAUCUGUGAGAAACACGACAUGUGGCUCCAUGUGGACGGCGCCUGGGGAGGGGGCUUACUCAUGUCCAGGAAACACAGACACAAACUCAGCGGCAUUGAGAGGGCCAACUCUGUGACGUGGAACCCUCAUAAGAUGAUGGGAGUGCCCCUGCAGUGCUCCGCUAUACUGGUCCGGGAGAGGGGCUUGCUGCAGGGCUGUAACUCCAUGUGUGCGGGCUACCUGUUCCAGCCUGAUAAGCAGUACGACGUCAACUAUGACACUGGGGACAAGGCCAUACAGUGCGGACGCCACGUCGACAUCUUCAAGUUCUGGCUCAUGUGGAAAGCAAAGGGUACGGAGGGUUUUGAGAGGCACAUAGACCGCUGCCUGGAGCUGUCUGAGUACCUCUACAACAAGAUCAGGAACAGAGAGGGAUACCAGAUGGUUUUCCAGGGGGAGCCGCAGCACACCAACGUGUGUUUCUGGUACAUCCCACCCAGCCUACGGGACAUGCCUGAUGGAGACGAACGCAGACAGAGAUUACACAAGGUGGCUCCUAAGAUCAAGGCGUUGAUGAUGGAGCAGGGCAGUACCAUGGUGGGCUACCAGCCUCAGGGCGACAAGGUCAACUUCUUCCGCAUGGUGGUGUCCAACGCGGCCGCCACACGCUCCGACAUCGACUUCCUCAUCGACGAGAUCGAGAGGCUGGGACACGACUUAUGAUGAGAUGCAGACACACA